Vespula pensylvanica (western yellowjacket) is the source of this 1117-nucleotide messenger RNA. RefSeq names its product ubiquitin-conjugating enzyme E2 S. The coding region runs from base 125 to 763 and encodes 212 amino acids. The record is from RefSeq and is a predicted model, not a curated record. NCBI's taxonomy places the organism in Eukaryota, Metazoa, Arthropoda, Insecta, Hymenoptera, Vespidae. The transcript has 5 exons.
CGAUGCCGUGCUGCUGGUGCUGUGACGUUAAAGAUAUUCCUGUGUUCUAUCUGAAAUACGCGCGACUAAAACGCAUUUAGUCGAAAAUUAUAGGAAAAAAUAAUAAAAAAAUUUACAACAGGAUAUGGCUGCUGUGAGUUCAAUAUCAAAUGUUGAAAAUCUCUCGCCACAAAUAAUACGCCGUGUGGCAAAAGAAAUGACCGAGCUAACGACUCAACCACCCGAGGGCAUACGCGUUAUUUUGAACGAGGAAGAUGUCACAGACAUUCAAGCUAUCAUCGAGGGUCCUUCUGGAACACCGUAUGCCGGUGGGUUUUUCAGAGUUAAAUUAGCUCUUGGUAAAGACUUCCCUCAAGGACCACCAAAAGCAUUUUUUCUUACAAAAAUUUUUCACCCUAAUGUUGCGAAAAAUGGAGAAAUAUGUGUUAAUACGUUGAAGAAGGACUGGAAAUCAGACCUCGGAAUUCAACAUAUAUUAUUGACAGUAAAAUGUUUAUUGAUAGUGCCAAAUGCCGAAUCUGCAUUGAAUGAAGAGGCUGGUAAAUUAUUAUUAGAGAGGUAUGAUGAUUAUUCUGAAAGAGCAAAGAUGAUGACAGAAAUACAUGCACAGGGCGGUGGAAAAGGCAGUAAAGCAGGUCUGGAAAGCUGCACUUCCUCUGAAGUCGGAGGGCCCCUGCCAAAAAAGCACGCAGGUGAUAAAAAACUAACAGCCGAAAAGAAAAAGAUGUUGAAAGAUAAAAAAAGAACGCUUAAAAGAUUAUAAGAGAAAAUCAGUCUCCCCUUUUAUCUUUUUUAUAAUUUAAAAACACUGGUGUGCUAAAGAUGCCUCGUAUUGUACACAAUUAUUAUUAUUGCAUAGUAAAAAAUUUAUUAUCUAAACUCGACUGAUCUUAUUAUUAAGCAUUUAGAAAAUUAAUUUAUAGAGUCAGUGCGUGAUGACUUCCUAAAUUAUAUGAAAAAGCAAGUACAAUUCUGUAGUGAUCUCUGCAAUUGUGGGCUGAGUUUAACAGUCGUUAGGCCCUCUCUGUGGCCUCUAUUAGUAAAUAUUUUUACAUAUGUACAAAAUGACAAAUCGUGUGAUUAUUUAAAUAAAAUGAAUUGUUCUCCAUACAUGAAA